GUAUAUUUUCAGGCACAUGUGAAGGCAGCUAUGGAGUCCAAGCAGCACGUGGUCAGAGUGAUCCGUGUUUCUGCUCUGUGUUUGGGGGGGAGUGACUGAGCCUGACUUGGAAGUGCUGCUCGUCCUGUUGUGAAAGUGCUGUUGUGUGUGCGUGCUGGGUGUGUGCGAGGUGUGUUUGCUUGCAGAGCCAGCUCCAGUAUGAAGAGAGGCAAGAACACAGAUGGGGCGGCUGCAGAGGGGGAGAAUGAUGCAGGCUCUGCUUCUACAAAGAAGGCCAAGAAAUCUAAGGAACCAGAAGCCCCAAUAUUGUAUGAUGAUCCCCCUGACAAAAUGACAAGCAAGGAUGGACGCAGCACCAACAUGAAGAUCACUUCCUGGAACGUGGAUGGGCUCAGGGCGUGGGUGAAAAAAAAUGGACUGGAUUGGGUGCGUGAGGAGGCGCCAGAUGUUCUGUGCCUCCAAGAGACAAAGUGUUCUGAGAAAGCACUUCCUGCCGAGAUCACAUCCAUGCCCGAGUACCCCCACAAGUACUGGGCUGUGUCCGACGACAAGGAGGGAUACAGUGGUGUAGCCAUGCUGUGCAAGACCAAACCUCUGAAAGUCACUUAUGGAAUUGGCAAAGAGGAGCAUGAUAAGGAGGGGCGCGUCAUCACCGCCGAGUUCCCAGACUUCUAUCUCGUAACAGCCUACGUCCCCAACGCCAGCAGAGGCCUCGUCCGCUUAGAUUAUCGCAAAAUCUGGGAUGUGGACUUCCGAGCUUACCUGAGCGAGCUCGACAUAGAGAAGCCCCUGGUGCUGUGCGGCGAUCUCAAUGUUGCACACCAGGAGAUCGACCUGAAGAACCCAAAGGGCAACAAGAAGAAUGCGGGUUUCACACCAGAGGAGCGUGAAGGUUUCAGAAAGCUGCUGGAGGCCGGCUUCGUGGAUAGCUUCCGCGAGCUCUACCCUGAGCAGGCCUACGCCUACACCUUCUGGACCUACAUGAUGAACGCCCGCUCUAAGAACGUGGGCUGGAGGCUUGACUAUUUUCUGCUGUCAUCUUCCCUGGUUCCAGGCCUGUGCGACAGUAAGAUCCGUAACAAGGCAAUGGGGAGCGACCAUUGCCCCAUCACUCUUCACAUAGCUGUGUGAAUCAUCAGUGCUGAUGGCGCAGUGUUUGCUCUGUCCUCUUUGUUCUAACUUGUCUCAACUAUAUCAGCCAGAUUGAGGAAGUCUUAGCUGGUGCCCAGUCUCACUCCUGUUAGUAGAGUCACUUAUAGCUUAGUUGUUUUCUUUGAUGAGAUGUUCCACAACAUAGCUCAUGUCUGGUUACCUAAACUGAUUUCAUAAAAUUUGAUAUACACCCAAGUUCUGCACACAUGCAACACUAAACAUACAUUUAAGCUCAUUUUCAUGUUUCUGGUACCGACUGAAAUUUUUAUGUGUAACUUGCUUACAUUCUCUAAUAAAAUCUUGUAUUUCCAGA
Messenger RNA from Girardinichthys multiradiatus, 1465 nucleotides. It is a transcript of the gene apex1, whose product is annotated as APEX nuclease (multifunctional DNA repair enzyme) 1. Bases 199 to 1131 code for a protein of 310 amino acids. Gene Ontology annotation, cellular component: nucleus. The record is from RefSeq and is a predicted model, not a curated record. Gene Ontology annotation, molecular function: DNA binding; phosphoric diester hydrolase activity; endonuclease activity. The transcript is spliced from 5 exons. Gene Ontology annotation, biological process: base-excision repair. Lineage: Eukaryota; Metazoa; Chordata; Actinopteri; Cyprinodontiformes; Goodeidae.